This is a messenger RNA of Maylandia zebra (zebra mbuna), 3047 nucleotides long. Its product is annotated as CTP synthase 1. Gene Ontology annotation, biological process: CTP biosynthetic process; pyrimidine nucleobase biosynthetic process. The record is from RefSeq and is a predicted model, not a curated record. Lineage: Eukaryota; Metazoa; Chordata; Actinopteri; Cichliformes; Cichlidae. Gene Ontology annotation, molecular function: identical protein binding; CTP synthase activity. Gene Ontology annotation, cellular component: cytoplasm; cytoophidium.
ACCAGUCAGCGCAGCCUGUCAUACACGUGUUUGCUGUACUGCAACAACGUGGGCUUUCUUUACGAACAGAAAGAAAUUCGUUAGAUAAACACUACAUCAAGGUAUUUCUGGACACUUUGCUAUAGCCGUUUGUCUUAGAUGCCACUAUGAAGUACAUCCUGGUUACUGGUGGCGUUAUAUCUGGUAUUGGUAAGGGCAUCAUUGCCAGCAGUGUGGGAACAAUCCUUAAGUCCUGCGGUCUUCAUGUCACAGCCAUCAAAAUUGACCCAUAUAUCAAUAUUGAUGCUGGAACCUUUUCACCCUAUGAGCACGGUGAAGUGUUUGUUCUCGAUGAUGGUGGGGAAGUGGAUCUAGAUUUGGGUAACUAUGAGCGUUUCCUGGACAUCCGCCUUAUCAGAGAUAACAACAUCACAACUGGAAAGAUCUAUCAAUCAGUAAUCAACAAGGAGAGAAAAGGAGACUACCUGGGCAAGACUGUACAAGUGGUGCCACACAUCACAGAUGCUAUUCAGGAAUGGGUAAUGAAGCAGGCAACCAUUUCAGUGGAUGAGGACGGUGUGGAGCCUCAAGUUUGUGUCAUAGAGCUAGGAGGCACAGUGGGGGACAUCGAGAGCAUGCCUUUUAUUGAAGCUUUCAGACAGUUCCAGUUUAAGGUGAAAAGGGAGAACUUCUGCAACAUCCAUGUCAGCUUGAUACCACAGCCCAAUACCACAGGGGAGCAGAAAACCAAACCAACCCAGAACAGCGUCCGAGAACUCAGAGGGCUGGGAUUGUCUGCAGAUUUGAUUGUUUGUCGCUGCACAACUCCUCUAGAAACAUCUGUCAAGGAAAAGAUCUCCAUGUUUUGUCAUGUGGAGCCCACACAGGUGAUCUGUGUCCACGAUGUCUCCUCAAUUUAUAGAGUUCCUCUGCUGCUGGAGGAUCAGGGUGUUGUGAGGUACUUGUGCAAGCGGUUGAACUUGCCCAUUGAGAUGAGACCCAGAAAGAUGUUAACAAAGUGGAAGGAGAUGGCUGACCGAUCCGACCGUCUCUUGGAGCAUGUUUCCAUAGCCCUGGUGGGAAAAUAUACAAAGUUAGCUGACUCCUACACAUCUGUUAUUAAGGCCCUAGAGCACUCAGCCCUUGCCAUUAAUCACAAACUAGAGGUCAAGUACAUAGACUCUGCAGAUUUGGAGACUACAACCCUGCAAGAUGAUCCAGUGAAAUAUCACGAGGCCUGGCAGAAACUCUGCAGUGCUCAUGGUGUCUUGGUGCCAGGAGGUUUUGGUGCAAGAGGGACAGAAGGCAAGAUGGAGGCUAUUUCUUGGGCACGGAAACAGAAUAAGCCAUUCCUGGGCGUUUGUUUGGGCAUGCAGCUGGCAGUGUGUGAAUUUGCCCGCAGUGUUCUUGGAUGGGAAGAUGCCAACUCCACAGAAUUUAAUCCAGAAUCCAAACACCCUGUGGUAAUUGACAUGCCAGAACACAACCCAGGCCAGAUGGGUGGGACUAUGAGGUUGGGAAAGAGGCGGACCAUUUUCUCAUCCAGCACCAGUGUGCUGAGAAAGCUAUAUGGAGAUGUGGAAUAUGUUGACGAACGGCACAGACACAGAUUUGAGGUGAAUCCAGAGCUGAAGCAUCACUUUGAACAAAAAGGACUUCAGUUUGUUGGUCAGGAUGUGGAAGGAGAGCGGAUGGAAGUCAUUGAAUUAGAGGACCACUGUUACUUUGUUGGAGUGCAGUAUCAUCCAGAGUUCACCUCCAGACCUAUCAAACCUUCUCCUCCAUACUUUGGUCUCCUGCUGGCCUCUGCAGGAAAACUCCAGAGCUACCUGGCCAAGGGCUGUCGCCUUUCUCCACGGGACACCUACAGUGAUCACAGUGGUAGCAGCUCUCCCGACAUGGACAUGCGUGAGCUGAAGUUUCUGCCUUUGUAGAAGUAAUUUUUGUGUAUGUGCCGCUCAUGGAGAUCACCCAGGAAAUACCCUGACUGACUCUGCACAAACAAUCUUUGUAUUACUCUGUAUUUUUGAAUUGUUAAUACUUUAUUGUCAUAACAAUUUAUAAUUUAUGUUCUUCAAAUAUUUUGCCUACAGCAAAAUAUUAAAGGUAGUGAAUUCUGUUUAUUUUAGUGUUUUAAAGUUGCUGCAAAAAUCAAGUAUUAAUAAAGGUUUUAUGAGGGAACUUAAAAAAAUUGUUGCUGUAAUGGAACUUGUUAAAAAAGAAUACACUAAGGUACAUGAUUAAAGGGAAGACAUCAGCCCAUCGGUAUAAAGUGUACUGCCGUUAUCAUAAUGAUGUUCUGGUAAAAUAAUGAGAAGAUGUGUAUUUUGGAGUUUUUCAGAGAAAUAUUUUUCAGAGACUUUCUCUGUUUUUUGGAAUUGAGAAAGGGUUAGGUGGGAUUAUAUAUAUAUAUUGGGAAUUACUGAUAUAUUUACCUUUUUAAAUUGUUGUAAUUGUCAGUUUUUUCAUCUGUAUUUCCCCCAUAGUUUAAUACUGGUUUGGUUUUAAGCAAUCUUUCUCUGUAUUACAUCCAGAUCUGUUUGGACAUGAAGCUGUGACUCUUGGGUGAAAAUGUGAAAUAUUCUGCUCUGAUAAUGUUAAAGAUUUAGGCAUGAAUCAAUCACAUGGAUGCAGGCUUUUAAUUUCUGCACGUAAGCUGUCAUUUGAAGACUCGCUCACUUUGGAACGCCAUUAGUUUGUGAAGCCCUAAAACUGAACUGACCAGUUCAUGUUGCACAACUUUUGCCUAUGACCAGGAAACAUGAUUGCCCUUUACUGCUAUUUCUGACUAAGAACUGUUUAAAUUGAAAUAUGCUGAUGCACAAUCAUCUGACAGCUGGGGAAAUUUAAGCAACCUUUGCGACAACAACAGAAUAAAACUAAAACUACGAUCUCAAAUGGAUCUUGAAGCAUCAGUAAAAGCAUCUAGUAGGUUAUAACUAUCAAAUGUCCCUCUUGCACUUUCAGUCUACUAAGUAACAUGAGAUCCCAUUUUGUUACCAUUGUGUGACCCAAAUGUACUGAAAUGCCUUUUAUUUAUUAAAUUUAGAUGCAUGUGUUAUGCAGCA